AUCAUGCUUGAAGAUGGCACCAUUCUCAACAUUUACCCCAAUAAUUCCUAAAAAAUUAGACAUUCCUGCAGAUAUGAUGCCUUUAAAACCUGAUAAGAUGUGGUUUUAAAUAAGAAUACCAUAUUCUUUCACUCCUAAAUUCCAAAAUCGUCCAGCGCAACGUCCAAAGAGAUCCUACAAUGUUCAUUACGAUACCCAGUAACAAGAAGCACCCAUUCAAAAUAGGUCCUUAUUAGCAACAAAACCUUUCCUAAACUCUUUAAAAUUAAUGAUAAAAAACAGGAAAGCAUACACACUUAUAGUAAAGAUAAAAAUAGUAAUUUAUGCUGCCAUUAGUUUCUGAAUUGGAUUUAAUCACAGAGCAAGAACUACAGUAAUGUGCAUAUAAUUAAGGCUGAGAUUAUUCAUAUGCAUGCGGUAGAGUGGAUUUUUGUUGUAAGAUUAUUAUUGUCAUUGAUUCCUUUCUGGGGUAAUUCACAUGUUACAGUAAAAUACAGUUAAAAAUAGAGAUAUAACAAUCAUAAUUUUAUUGAAACAUGGGUAUUUUCUGGCUGGAAAUGACAAGUGACAAGAAAUUAUAAGACAUGGUGUUAUAGAUGUUAAUAAUAAAUUAUACAUAAUUCUGUUUUUCUUUCUAGAUUUUUACAGAUAUUGCCAUGUCCGAAAUUAUUCAUAUCCCCUGAAAUUGCCACAGUUGUUGCUGUCUGUCUGUCUGACACAAUAGUUCUCGAGUCAGUUACUAGUCAAUUGCAAGUCAUGACUAAGACCAAAAAGCUUGGAGAGCUGUUCUUAAGGUCCAUAUCACUUUGAAAGAGUUUCGUGUUGUGGCUGCUCAGAAGACAAGAAAAGACUAUGAAGUCAUAUCUAAGAGUUUCUAAGUGCAUGUGACAACAGUGCAAAGCAGAAUAAAAAAGAACAAGAAGUUCCACACUGUAAAAAAAAACUCAAAGGGGACGCACAGGUAGCUCACCUGGUUGAGCAGAAGACCCAUAAACAGGGGCUGUAGUCUCAGACACGGUGGCCUGGGUUUGAUUCCGGCUAACGGCCAUUUGCUGCAGGUCUUCCCCCAUUCUUCACCCUACCUUCCUGUCUGCCUCUUGACUAACCUAAUAAAGCCAACAAAAGGCCACAAAACAUUAAAAAAAAAAAAAAAAACCUCAAAGGUAGGAAGCCUGAAGUGACCCCUGAACUGCAACAAUCCAAAUAUCACCACCAAGACCAUCCUGAUGAAUCUGAGCAGUUCUGAUAUCGAAAUCUGAAAGCAGACAAUCUCACUAAAAAUCAAACUUUUGGAAUAUUUUCUAGUAUGGAUAAUUUUAGACUGUAAAGGUUUUAUAUGAAGUCUACCAAAAAUACAAUAUGCCCUGUGUGAUCAAGCUGUUGGUCUCUCUUGAGUGCAUUUGUUCAUAAGUUUGAAUUUUGAAUUGCGUCACUUUAAUGUGUUGCUUGGCUGUGAGUCGUGUGUAUUCAGAGAGUGAAAUGUGGGAUGCGUCCUGAUUAUUUAGAGCCUUGGAUAGUUUUCAUUCCUGGCCGAGGUCUCAGAACCUCUCUAAAAUCUGAAACAAUAAACAAAAAUUAAUUUCAGAAGACCAUUUGUUGAUUAUAUAAGUCUUUGCCACGUGUCAGCUGCACGUCGUCCAGCUCGCUGAGGAGAUCCAGAUGUAAGCUUUAGGAGAAAAACCUUGAAACAUCCAACCUCUGGCAUGUUGGACCCUCAGAGGAAGCCCUUUGACAGGUAUACAAGAGACUAAAUCCACAGGUAAAGACACACAAAACUACUCUAAAAUACAUCUAAAACAAUGUUAAACGAUGCAAGGAUUUGGCCAAAAAUCUUCUUAAAAAUGUCAAUAUUUCUGUUUAAAUAACCUAACACUACCCUUCCUGUAAUGUACUGUUACCGAUAAACAUGUGGAACCAGAGUCAUGCUUGUCUGAACGCUGUUAAACCCAGCUCUCCUUCCAUCUCUUUAAAAGCAACACAAACAUCUGUGAAACAUUUGUUCUCUCUCAGAUAAGAUUUCCUCAUUCAACUGUUUGCCUUCACGCCGAGCUUGUAAAACACAACAGUCUGUGUCUGGCUCGGAGCUGCGAGGAGCCUUUUGGUGGAGCUGCAGCAAAACAGUUUCUCUGCGGUGGAAUUUAAGUGUUUCUUCAGAUACGAUGGACGUCAGAGGGGUUUGCUUGAUGUUUUGCCUCCUGCUGUUGGCACAUUGUUCGCAGCAGCAGACGUCCUCCAAGAAAAGAAACGGCAAGAAAGACUCUGCCACUAACGCUGCAAUUGAAGAGCUGAAGAAACAGAUUAAUGACAUUUUUCAGGAGCUGAACUUGUUGAAAGAGCAACAGGCUUUACAGACAGUUUGUCUGAAAGGCACAAAAAUCCUCCGCAAGUGUUUCCUGGCUGAUCCGGCGAAGAAGAACUUCCACGCAGCCAGUGACGACUGCAUCGCCAAAGGAGGCAGCCUGAGCACCCCUCUGACGGGGGACGAGAACGACCAGCUCUACAGCUACGUCCGCCAGAGCAUCGGCCCAGAUGAGCACAUCUGGCUGGGCAUCAACGACAUGGUGACCGAUGGCCAGUGGGUGGACCAGUCGGGCUCCAACGUUCGCUUCAAGAACUGGGAGACGGAGAUCACCCUGCAGCCGGAUGGGGGGCGCAGCCAGAACUGUGCCAUCUUGUCCACCACGGCCAACGGGAAGUGGUUCGAUGAGAACUGCAGGGCUGAGAAGGCCUCUGUUUGUGAGUUCAACAUCGUCUGAGAGCUUAUAAAUCUCUGACAGCAUUAUGAACAUUAAGCGCUGCUUGCUGCAAAAAGAAUGAAGAUGCUAUCAGGUACAUUCAUGGAAUACAUUGAAAAAUAAUGUGCUGCAUCUUUCCUCAGCUCUCACUUUCUUGACCAGGUUGUCCAGGUGUCAGUCCAGAGCAAAGAGAUUUCACACAGUGGUUAGGGAUACAGUAUGUCAUUUUAUAAGCUAAACUCACUGGAACUUGAUAUUGUUUGUGGAGUUAAGGCCCAGAAUUAUUCAUAUGCAUUCAAAGUUUUGAUUUAUAAUUCAAGCAAUAGAUUUCUUCUGACUAAAAAUGACAAAAAAGGUGACAAAAACACAGUUUUACAGAUGUUAAUGAUGAAUUUUUAUCUAUUUCUAUGUUGUUUUCACAUUUUUACUGAACAUUCCAUCUGUUUUACACCAUUAAACAUGUUCAUGAUAAUAUUUACUGAGUUCUAGAUUGUUUUAACACACUAGAAAUUGAGAACAGCUGGUUUAGUAAGUCUCUAGUCACUUAAUAGUGAAUUGGAAGUCAUGACUAAAACUAAAGAGCUUAGUGAACUUGUUUACCACAUUAAAGAUAAAGUCAUAUCCAAGGGAAUAUAUGGAAUAUAUGAAUAAUUUAGGAUGUGAAUAAUUGGAAAAGGUUAUUUCUAUGAAAAGAAGUAAUUUCAGUUCAUCUUUAACAUCACUAACACAGUGUCUUAUUGUCUUCUGUCACUUGUUUACAUCAUUUCCAGCCAAAGCAAAACUAUUGGUGGCAUAAAAAAUCACUUACUGUAAAUCAAUAAACCUGUAUUCUCCAUCAUAUUCAGUAGAAGUUGCAGCAUCUUAGAUAUUCGCCGAGCUAGAUGGCUUGUCUUUGUUUUGUUUUUGCCUGAAGAACAAUUAUCAUGUGCGCCUUUUUAAAUGUCAAGUUAUGCUGCUUACGUUUCAUUAUAUGGUGAUUAUAAUAAACAUGUAUCUCCUCUA
This is a messenger RNA of Acanthochromis polyacanthus (spiny chromis), 3737 nucleotides long. RefSeq names its product C-type lectin domain family 3, member Ba (gene clec3ba). Gene Ontology annotation, cellular component: external side of plasma membrane. Gene Ontology annotation, molecular function: carbohydrate binding. The transcript has 3 exons. Bases 2160 to 2756 code for a protein of 198 amino acids. The record is from RefSeq and is a predicted model, not a curated record. Lineage: Eukaryota; Metazoa; Chordata; Actinopteri; Pomacentridae. Gene Ontology annotation, biological process: biological process involved in interspecies interaction between organisms.